AUGAGUCCUCCUAGAAAAUCCGUAGUAUGGAAAGAUUUUCAAAAGAGUGGUAGUAAUACUGAUAAAGUGGCCACGUGCAAUAUGUGUAAAAAGGCAAUAAAAUUCUUUGGUAGAACAACUUAUCUAAAGCAGCAUUUAAUAAGAAUCCACCCAUUGGUUAAAUUAGACUUCCCACCAAUGAAGAAGAUGAAGCUAAUGAGUAUAUUCCAACAAGUGAUGAUUCAAAAUAAUGAAAGGAAUAACCCAGGACCAUCAAAUACUAAAAUUAGGACAGAAGUUCAGUCAAAACCCGCCAAGGUAGCCAAGCAGUUUAUGCUUUAUGGUUCUCGCCUCGGAAAUAUGCUCUCUGAAGCAAAAAUUUCUUUCAUAGAUCAGGCAUUGUUAAAAAUGGUAACACUAGAAACUCUAGACGCAGAAGAAUGGUCAAUUUUGGGUGAUAUAUUGAAACCAGCAAAUGACCUCACCACCAUUUUAUCCGGUGAGAAAUACCCCAGCCUAUCCCUCAAUAUUCCACUGAUCAGAGGAUCUCAGUACACCCUGAAAAAUUUCAUCCAUCAGACAGAUGUUGGUGAGAAACUAAAACAAACGCUGCUUGAAACUGUAAAGAGGAGGUUAGGAGGAUUCGAGAGCAAUAAAAUAGUUGCUAAGGCUUGUUUCUUAGAUCCCAGGUUCAAGAAAAUUGCAUUUGGCUCCGAGGAUAACGCUAAUAAUAAGCAAAAAUGUGUGGUGGAAGAAAUGACCCAGUUGAUUUCCAACAAAGCUCAAGUGGUCAAUACCCCAGAAAUCGUCAGCGAAACCCUGAUUUUUCCGGAGAUGUAUGAGCUGGCUAUGAAAUAUUUAUGCGUUUCUGCUACCUCCGUGCCUACAGAAAAGGUUUUUUUCAAAAACGGGCCAGCUCACCAAUUCAAGAAAAAAGAGACUUGCUGCGAAAAACCUUGA
Molecule: messenger RNA, 939 nt
Organism: Brassicogethes aeneus
Lineage: Eukaryota; Metazoa; Arthropoda; Insecta; Coleoptera; Nitidulidae
Source: the annotation of a GenBank genome assembly